UUGACAACUAUCACCUCGCUUUACUUCAAAUGUCAACUAUCUCUUGUCGACGAAAUCACUCAACUGCACUUCGGGCCAGUGUCGACGUUCGAUCUUGAGAGUUCUUCAGCUCAUCCGUCAAGUCCACACUUUCAUAUGGUAUGCUAUUCAUCUAUCUCAUUGCUUUGAAUAACAUCAACUCAGAAUAUGUUCACCGAAGCCACAUCACAACAUGGACAUCAUUUCUUUGAACACACCUCAACUCACUGGGCACUGUCAACACCAUAAUCUCAACAUGCCUAUGGAUGGCUGUCGAGUGGUCGGUUUGGAUCAACACAUUAUACCACAUCACACACUACAAAUUGGGUUCUGCCUACAACAUAAUCUCAAUACGCUGAUGGCUGGCUGUUGAGUGGUCGGUUUGGAACACCCAUCAUGUUGUCGUUUGGGACAUAUGAUGGUCUACAAUCUCAGUAUGCUGAAUGGCCGGCUACUGGGUGGUCGUGUUGGAUAAACCUGAUGUCACCAUUGCCAUCACUCAUGAUGUCAAUGAGAGCCUCAUGGCUUCAGUGGUGCACAUCCUUCUUUUUGCGUCCUGUUGCUGCCGCUACUACUACCGCUGCCGCUACUACUGCUGUUACUACUACUACCACUACUACCACUACUACUACUACUGCUGCUGCUGCUCCUACUGCUGCUGUUAUCGAGGAUACGAUAGUGUCGACACUUCACCGCACAUCACAUCACACCAAUUUCAACACAUCACUACACACAUCUCAUGAAAAAUUUACACUACUUCAUUCGACUAUCAACUCGGUUCACACAGCUCACAUCAACUCCAUUUAACCCAACAAGAUGCAACAAACUGCUCUCAUCACUCAUACGAGCACAUGCAUCUUGCAUUCGCAGCAGCAACCAGUAAUCAGUAACCAGCAUACACUACGCAAUACGCUACACUUCACUUCACAUCACAUCACUUCAUGUUUUUGUUCAUCUUUAUUCAGAUAGCGUUGGGGUUCACAAGGGUCUGUCAAUAAAAACCGUCUGGAAUAUCUUGGCUUAGCUUGGUUUGGUUUGGUUUGGCUUGGUUUGGCUUGGUCAAAGUUCUUGGAUACAUAAAACAAUUGAAUAGAAUAUGUAGUUUCGCACAUC
Messenger RNA from Lindgomyces ingoldianus, 1131 nucleotides. RefSeq lists its product as uncharacterized. The coding region runs from base 415 to 825 and encodes 136 amino acids. The record is from RefSeq and is a predicted model, not a curated record. The transcript has 2 exons. NCBI's taxonomy places the organism in Eukaryota, Fungi, Ascomycota, Dothideomycetes, Pleosporales, Lindgomycetaceae.